AUGUUAAGAGAUAGUAUAUCCGCAAAGUACAAAGAUGAGAUGGAGGCAGUCGGAAAAAUCAGAAAUGAUAACACUCGCUCCAAGGCAUCAAGUUCACACUCCUCAAGAUCUGAAAUUUCGUGCGGUAAGACGUGUAACAAAACUUCAUAUACAAGUCGGUCUGGUCGAGAAAGUGCCGAUGUUUCCAGAGAGAACCAAUUGGAAGCUGGACAUUCCAGUCGGAUUUUGUCAAUUGAUGACAUCCUGAAUACUUCAGACAAAAAAGUAACAAAAGAGAGAGCUGAACGGGAUAAGAACCGCAAGCAGACCCCGUCAUCCUUACUUCUGGAACGUCACAGCCCGUACACUUUACAUGCAGGCAGACAAAGUACGAGCCCGUCCGUCAGCUCAACCAGGGCAGAUUCACCCAUCGCUAUCUCACAUUUCGGUGGGGAUGCCUGCAGAUUUUUGUUUCAAAGGCCAUCUCUUCGCCUCACUGACCUAGGACUGGCCUCUUCGGCUGUUCUUUAUCCAUCACUUCUCAAGUCACCACCAGCUUAUGGAUUCAGUGCUCUGCGACCACCUAUCCGGCGACAGAGACGAGCCAACGUGGACCGGAAGCCACGACAGGCCUACUCCACCAAGCAACUGGAGAAACUGGAAUCAGAAUUCAAGAACGACAAGUAUUUGAGCGUGAGUAAGAGAGUUGAGCUAUCCACGGCUUUGAACCUUACAGAAACACAGAUAAAAACUUGGUUCCAGAACAGAAGAACAAAGUGGAAAAAGCAGAUGACGGCAAAAAUGAAGUUUGUCCAGCGUCCGAGUUACCUGCCCUUCUACGGUCUGGGCGCUAUGGCGGUUCCGUCGUCAAACAGUUUAUACUUGGACGCCGCCAUGAUGGCACAUGCGCAAGGGAAUCCGUUCACCCAGAGCCAAUCAUUCGCUUUUCUACCAUAA
This is a messenger RNA of Liolophura sinensis, 936 nucleotides long. RefSeq names its product homeobox protein vab-15-like. Lineage: Eukaryota; Metazoa; Mollusca; Polyplacophora; Chitonida; Chitonidae. Gene Ontology annotation, molecular function: DNA binding; DNA-binding transcription factor activity, RNA polymerase II-specific. The transcript has 4 exons. The record is from RefSeq and is a predicted model, not a curated record. Bases 1 to 936 code for a protein of 311 amino acids. Gene Ontology annotation, biological process: regulation of DNA-templated transcription.